GUGACACAGUGAAAUGCAAAUCAAAUGGUUUAUUGCAAAUAAAUAAAUAAGAGCAGUCAAAAGCCAAACAGCUGACAAUAAGCAUGGCGAAGCGAAUGAUGCAAUUUAUGGGUGAACUCUAAGAAGUGCCUACCCCACAACCAAAGAAAAAAAAAGAACUCUCGAAUGUCUUAGUCGCAUGUUUUUCCAAUUGCAACGGUUUUCUUCUGUAUCUGUUUUCCGCAAACAACAACAAGAGCAACGAAAUUGACAAAAAUUCUGUGAGCAAAUUAAGUGCGCAAGGGCAAUUAAAACGCGUCUAGAUCAAGUGCUAACCGUUGAGGGCCACAUAAACUAUUUUAACAGCCAACAUGAUCGUACGCCAGCGUUCGCGUCGUGCGCGCAUGUGGAACAUGGGCUUGCUGUUUCUGAUCUACUACUGUGUGAGCAUCUACUCAGCUCAAGGCGACACUAAGGCAGACUUGCCACUAGAUGUGGGCAUGCUGCCCGAAGCUGCCGAUGCGGAUAUACCAACUGAAAUGCCAGGCACAUCACCCAAUCCGCUGCUGCUGAGCACUGAGGGUGAGCUGCUGCAGUCGACGCUAGCGACGCCAAUGCAUGGCGCUGUGCCCACUUGGCGACCCAAGCGCGAGAACUGCACGCCGCCUGCCAUUGAGCAGUUUCCACAGCCGCUGAUGAACAAGUGGGCGCGUCAGCAUGGCGGUCUCAUCAUACACAUACUGGUGGCCAUCUUUACCUUCUUCGGACUGGCCAUAGUCUGCGAUGAAUACUUCGUAGCCAGCUUGGACAGACUGUGCGAAGAACUGAAGCUAUCGCCAGAUGUUGCAGGCGCCACUUUUAUGGCUGCGGGCAGCUCAGCGCCCGAGCUGGCAACUGUGGUGAUUGGCGUAUUCUUUGCCAAGGACGAUAUUGGCAUCAGCGGUGUCAUUGGCUCAGCAGUGUUCAACAUUAUGUUUGUCAUCUCGGUGUGUGCGCUUUGCUCUGGCACAGUUUGCCAGCUCAACUGGUGGCCGCUGGUGCGCGAUUGCUUCUUCUACUGCGUCUCCAUACUGGUCAUGCUGAUUAUAAUCUUCAAUGACGUCAUCUCUUGCUUUGAAUCGAUUGUCAUGCUGCUUUGCUAUGUGGCCUAUUGUGUAGCGCUGUCUUUCAAUACGGAGCUGGAGCGCUGGGCCUUGAGCUUGAAUCUGCCCUUCAAGCUGCCCAGCAAGGAGGAGCAGUCAGCUUUGGUUACCUACAAGAAUGUGCCGGAAAGUUCGUAUACGCAAGGCCAGACCAAGGAGAGCGAUGUCAGCGCUCAGCCGCCGCCGCCGCAGCAGCAGCCACAGGCGCCGCAGUCGGAUUAUCAGAGCUACAAUGAUCCAAAUGCUGGCUGGGAUCCCAAUGCAGCUUGGGGCGAUGAGUCACAAGCGCAGCCGCAGGCUGCAGCGCGCCCAGCUGUGGACGAUUGGGGCAUGAAUCAGUUUAAUCAGGCGCCGGGACAGGGACAGGAGAACAUGGGCUACAAUGCGGAUCAGCCAGAGUCUGUGGUCACAGGUGAGGCUGCCGCAGCAGCAGCAGCCAAAGCACCCACAGCUGCUACACCUGGCGCUGUGGAUUAUUACAAGUCAACGGAUAGACAGCGCGAGGCACGGCCCGAUCCCUUGCUGCGUCCCACAGAGGGCGGACUGCCCGCUUUGGUGGCCUGGUAUGUCGUCUAUCCCAUACACUUUCUAUGCAAGAAAACGAUGCCCGAUGUGCGAUUGGAGCAGUAUCGCAAGUGGUAUCCAUUUACCUUUCUCAUCUCGAUGGUUUGGAUAUCGUUCUACUCGUAUUUUAUGGUCUGGAUGAUAACGGUGAUUGGCUCCACGCUGGCCAUACCAGACACUGUGAUGGGCCUGACGUUCGUAGCUGCUGGCGUGUCCGUGCCGGAUGCCCUAAGCUCAAUAGCCGUUAUCAAAGAGGGCUUCGGCGAUAUGGCCGUCUCGAAUGCAAUCGGCUCAAAUGUCUUUGAUAUACUAGUGUGCUUAGGUCUUCCAUGGUUCAUACAAACGGCCAUCAUUAAGCCCGGCUCGCACGUCAAUGUCAUAUCCAAGGGUCUGGCCUACUCCACUCUCUCGCUCUUCUCCACCGUUGUCUUCUUAAUACUGUCGACGCAUUUGAAUGGCUGGAAGCUGGAUAAGCGCUUGGGCAUUAUACUGAUGAUUUGGUAUUUGUUCUUCAUCACACUAGCGGCGCUCUAUGAGCUGAACGUCUUUGGCUACAUGAAUCCACCAGAGUGUGCCAGCACCUACUAAAUCAGUAGCUAUAGACAAACUGCACUUUGUUUCAUUUCAUCAGCAGCACCACCCACCCCACCACCCAGCGAGCAUUCAUAUAGCUGUAACUUAUCGAUACUAUUGAUAUGCCACACUCCAUACUAAGUAUGUAAGCAAAGUACUAAGACCAAUUGCUGCCAGCUCUAAACAGUUUUAAACGCAAUAUCGAUAGUAUCUAUAGUAUAUACAGCUCUACAUAGUCAAUAUCCACACGCCCACAAUUAACAUGCUCAUAUUCAAGACAUGACAUAACAUGACAUUUAAUGUUAAUAUUAGUGGAAAAACAAUUUAUUACUCAAAGCGCGUUUUACAUGAAUUUUUACAUGCACCAAUUAAAAAGAAAAAGACGACAGAAAUGUGUAAAAUGAUUAUAUAUUAUACAUAAAUGAUAUUUAGGCAAAAUGUGAAAUCCCAUAUAUACAAGAGAACAAACAAAAAAAAUAUAUAUAAAUGCAUAUAGCACUGUAGAUAGGGAGAAAUAUGUAUAAAAGCAAAACAAGUACAAGUUUCAAACAGCAAAUCAAUUGAAUUUGUUGCACACGGUUUUAUGGAACAACCCCCAAUAGCAAACGGAACAACGGAAAUGUAAUACACACACACACACACACACACACACAUAUAUAUAUAUAUACUCGUAUAUCGUAACAUAUAGUGCGUUGAAUUUAUUGCUUCAGUUAUAAUUUAUUUUUUUAUUUUUGUUCUAAAAUUUCUUUUAAUUCUUGUAUCGAAAAUUGGGUUAAACGCCUUUAUGCAAGGAUUGUUGCACUUGCCGGGCAAGUAAGUAUUGAUAAAUUGUUAGCUUGACCAAAUGAGACACACACACACAGACACUGAGCCAAUGAACGAAGUCAACGAAUUUUGUUAAAUUUGUUAAUUAGAUGCAUACGCAUAGGUAUAUUUAUUUUGUAUUAAAAGUCAAGAAAUCAAAA
Drosophila busckii is the source of this 3223-nucleotide messenger RNA. RefSeq names its product probable sodium/potassium/calcium exchanger CG1090. The coding region runs from base 351 to 2273 and encodes 640 amino acids. The transcript is spliced from 6 exons. Gene Ontology annotation, biological process: intracellular calcium ion homeostasis; calcium ion transmembrane transport. Gene Ontology annotation, molecular function: calcium, potassium:sodium antiporter activity; calcium channel activity. Gene Ontology annotation, cellular component: membrane. NCBI's taxonomy places the organism in Eukaryota, Metazoa, Arthropoda, Insecta, Diptera, Drosophilidae. The record is from RefSeq and is a predicted model, not a curated record.